This is a messenger RNA of Manis pentadactyla (Chinese pangolin), 806 nucleotides long. Its product is annotated as keratin-associated protein 12-1-like. The record is from RefSeq and is a predicted model, not a curated record. Gene Ontology annotation, cellular component: keratin filament. Bases 248 to 538 code for a protein of 96 amino acids. The transcript has a single exon. NCBI's taxonomy places the organism in Eukaryota, Metazoa, Chordata, Mammalia, Pholidota, Manidae.
GGAACAUCCUGUUUACAGAAGGAGAAAUCGGCCUCAAAGCCAAACUUAUUUAUGCUGGAGCAUAACACAGGAAGGUGCAUCCCAGGAUGAGAAGGUGUUGGGGAAACGUGGUGGAAACGGCCAGGAGGAAGUCGACAGCUGUGCUUCUGUGUUGCUGGGACGCCCACAACCCAGAUAAAAAGGCCACCCAGGGAAGGAGCCUGCAGACAUUACCACCCUCCACACACCAGCCCAGCCCCACACCAACAUGUGCCACACCAGCUGCUCCACAGGCUGCCAGGCUGCCUGCUGCACACCCAGCCCCUGCCAGGCAUCCUGCUGUGUGCCUGUGAGCUGCCGGCCCACUGUGUGCGUGCCUGUGUGCUGCAGGCCCAUUGUGUGCAUGCCUGUGAGCUGCAGGCCCACUGUGUGUGUGCCCAUGAGCUGCAAGCCUGCUGUGUGUGUGGCCCCCUCCUGCCAGUCCUCCAGGUGCUGCCAGCCCUCCUGCCCUACCCUGGUCUUCAGACCCGUCUCCUGUGGCACCCCUUCCUGCUGCUGACCAUGCAUCUCCUACCCAGCUGCUCCCAGUGCACAAGGGCCACACCUGCUCCCCUCUAGAAUGAAUCCUUGGUGGCCCUCCAGGUUCUGCACGUGGCCAAUGAAAACAUGCUCAACAAACUCUCUGAGCUUUUUGGGGAGAACAUGGCAGGAUGAUCUGGAUCCCUCCGUGACCUGCACAUCCCCUCAGGGAAGCCCUGGUCCUGAGGGUCCUGUUCUGUCCCCAUGGAAACCAUACCCCAUGGGAGCCAAAUAAAUCAUGCUUUCCC